Molecule: messenger RNA, 1470 nt
Organism: Truncatella angustata
Lineage: Eukaryota; Fungi; Ascomycota; Sordariomycetes; Amphisphaeriales; Sporocadaceae
Exons: 4
Coding region: 1-1470 (489 amino acids)
Source: RefSeq, a predicted model, not a curated record
AUGCCCAUAGCUAGCGGAGAAUCUGAAAUUGUCCAGUGGACGAUUCGAGCGCUUCUCAAGUUCUACGAGCCUGUCGUUCUUCUGAAAGCAUUGAACAUAGCGGCCCGAGAAACUGCUAUAUCAGCAACUGCCAACGAGCUUUCCAACACCCGAGACCCAGUGGAGCUCUAUCGUGCUUUUGUGUACAAGCUUGCUCAUGUCUGCGAUAAUGUCAUCGGAGGAGCAACAAUAACGGCCUUCAUGAUACUUCGCAGCGAUUCAGGCGGUGUUCAAUACUACUUUGCGUCGAAUCAAAGAUCGCAGGAACAGUUGAAUGUUACGCAAGAAUAUGUGACCAAACUAUUGCGGCGCGUAAAAGAUUUUUCGUCAAGAUCCUCUGAUUCCAAUUUGGUACACGACGAAGUGCUCCAGCUAGUAUUACUCUUCAACCAGCAGAGACUUUCUGUUUAUUUGAAAAGACUGAAGUUCCAUGCAAGAGAAUGUCUGGCCAAUCCCUCCGCGUUGGACACCAAUGACAAGGCAGUAGUCACAAGCAGUAUUAUAGGUUUUCUUAAAUCUUCUCGACUUGAGACUCCAUUACCAACCGUAGGACUCGAAUUCGUUGACAGAUGCGAGGAGCUGCUGAAACAAGUCUCUAUGCUGUCUAAAUCGCCAGCCGGUGCUUUGAUCCAAGCACAAGCACGGCAAGGCCGGAUGCCCGGUUACAGAAGCCAAGCAUGUUGGUCAGAGUUCCAGCAUACUUUGAGCCGCAUAUUGGCAUACCCCGAAUCUGUUAAAUUCCUAAGAAAAGCACAAAAGACUUGGCCCAUUCUUUUUGAUAAUUACGAGAUCACUCCCAUUCCUUCAAGUAAACCAAUCCCAAGGCCAAGCCGAGAAAAAAGCCAAACCGCGAGCGCAAUCGUUGGGCGCAUGACGAGGGAACAGAAAAAGAUAAACAUAUUUCGAGAGUACGUGGGAACAUUGCAAAAUUUUGACCUCGAUGCACGAAUCCAACAAGAGUGGCGCAAAGAGAGCUUUCGACCCAUCGUUCAUGCCGAAAUAGUGUUACUGGAUUGGUUGGAGCGGAACGGCAGCGUCACAACCCAGAGGUUCUUCAACAACUGGAAGUACAUUGGUGGUAGUAAACCCACGUGCAAGCUCUGUCACUAUUAUUUCGAGUCACACGGUUCGAAAAUAGAACACAGACCAAGUCACGGAAACCUCUACAUCAGCUGGCGCUUCCCGGACGUUUUCAUAGUCCAGGGUGAGGAAGCCAAAAAGGCUAGGCAGACCAUGAUGGAUCGAGUGCUGGCAAAGAUCCGAGUAGAUGCUUUUGAACUGGUAGAACAGAAAGUGCCGCCGAGUUACAAAGACCACGACUCUAACACAUUCUCUGCUAUGGUCACGUUGCAGGAUAGACUGACGAUAGAGGAGAGAAGCACAGACGGUAUGGACAUUGUGACAUGUCUCAUGGAAAAAGCCACUCUAUAA